AUGCUUUACACAUUGGCGCGUCACCUCCUCCUUGGAGUGCCAUGGUAUGGUGUAAUAGUAAAGGUGAUAUGGGGAUUUGAGCUACCAUCGUAUUGUCUGAACUUUGAGGGGACAAACUUCCUGGGAAGCUCUUUCAUCAUGAUUUCUUCGAUCGAAGGAGUAUCUAGUUGGUCGUCCAUGGAGAUCAAUAUCCUCAUGAUGAUCACACUGAGCUGUAGAAUCAUUAUAGGAGUAGGUGUGAUCAUCGUUGAAAAUAUCUAUUGGGAGCUUCAUGGCAUCGUUGUACGUUAUUCACUACAAAAGCUGGAUCAUGAGAGUUUUUGGAAAUAUCGCUGGACUAAGCUGCUGGAGCUGUUAGCUAAGCUAGUGGAACUGUUGGCCAAGCUACCUGAGCUGUUGGCUGAGUUGGAUGGGCUGUUGGCAGAGCUAGUGGACCUAAGCUCACGAGCUGAGUUGGAUUUCCCUCCAUCGUUUAAGGUUAGGGAGUUUGAUUCCUACUAA
Ilex paraguariensis (yerba mate) is the source of this 501-nucleotide messenger RNA. The record is from the annotation of a GenBank genome assembly. NCBI's taxonomy places the organism in Eukaryota, Viridiplantae, Streptophyta, Magnoliopsida, Aquifoliales, Aquifoliaceae.